AUGAUGAACGCUACACCUGACGAGACACCCUUCCUGAUGAUCCGCCGUCGGCGGAACUGGACACCAGAAGAAGACAUGAUACUAAAGAGGGAAGUGAGAAGAGUACAAGGAGAAGGUGACAACAUUAGCUGGCACGAGAUCGCUGCAUAUCUCCCGGGGAGAACGAAUAAAGAUUGCCGCAAGCGCUGGUAUGGUACUGCAGCAGUGAAAGUAAAGAAAGGACCAUGGACAGAGGCGGAGGACGAACGGCUACGCAGAGCGAUUGAACGACACGGUACCAAGUGGUCGGUGGUUGCAUCUAUGGUGGCAACGAGACUGCCCGAUCAAUGCUCGAAACGCUGGGGUCAGGCAAUCAAUCCAGAUAUCGACCACAGUCCAUGGACGCAGCACGAGGACGAUCUCUUAAUCGAGCAAGUCAACAAACACGGCCACUACUGGCAGCAGAUUGUGUCCCAUCAUUUCCCAGGAAGAACCAGUCUCGCCGCAAAAAACCGAUAUCACAUACUGCAACGACGACUAAAGAGCCAACAGACCGGAAUCACCAGACGCUUCCAUGGUCUGAGCAAUACCCCAUGGCAGGACAUACUGUGGUCUGACAAUUCUCCGCAUGAAAACAGAGACCAGGACAUCUCCUCAUCAGCGACUCCCCAGUCGGACUUGAUCACUCUCCCAACAGGACACGGCAAUUCCCCCUUCGUAUUCGACGACAGCUCCAGAUGGCUUCCUACCUCCUAUCCAACUUUCCACCCUACAUCCUGUGAGCUCGAUGUCGAUUCCACAGCCUUUCCGUUUCCGCUGGUCGAUCAAAUAGAUAGCACCGAUGCAACCAUCGAAUCUGAAACCCCACCAACUAUGAGCAUCGACGAUCUCGUAUCUCAAGCCUUCGGUCCGGGAUCUUCACCCACAGGUGCGCCAUCGUUUCCUCCCGGCUUCCUGUCCGAUACGAGCCCUCCAGGCGAAGCCAAGCCCGACGCCAAUCAUCGAAGAGUCUGCAUCCAAGCAGUCUGCUCAAGUGACAAGGUCGGGGCGGUAUUCGAGGCAGUGACGAAACUCUCCGUAUCAGCAGCCAUCAAAAUGGAUAACUAG
This is a messenger RNA of Aspergillus puulaauensis, 1086 nucleotides long. RefSeq lists its product as uncharacterized. The transcript is spliced from 4 exons. The record is from RefSeq and is a predicted model, not a curated record. Gene Ontology annotation, molecular function: RNA polymerase II cis-regulatory region sequence-specific DNA binding; DNA-binding transcription factor activity, RNA polymerase II-specific. Bases 1 to 1086 code for a protein of 361 amino acids. Gene Ontology annotation, biological process: positive regulation of transcription by RNA polymerase II; mitotic cell cycle. Gene Ontology annotation, cellular component: nucleus. NCBI's taxonomy places the organism in Eukaryota, Fungi, Ascomycota, Eurotiomycetes, Eurotiales, Aspergillaceae.